AUGGGGACGUGGGAGAAACAUAGUUUUCUAGGGUCUGGAUCAUAUGGACAAGUCCACUUGGCCGUUCUUAAACCCGCCCGAAAAAUGGAGAUGGCGGUGAAGUCCGCUGCUAUCCAGGACUCAAGCUCCCUAGAACGGGAAGGGGUGUUUUUAGAUGCCCUCAGAGACUGCCCCUUCAUCGUUCGAUGCUUUGGGGAAGACGUAAGUGUGGAGCAUGGACAACAUGUGUACAACCUUCUGCUAGAAUACGCUUCAGGAGGAACUCUCCAUCAACUGAUUAGGACUACCGGGGAGAUACCGGAGGUUCUGGCUAAAAUUUUCAUUUACCAGCUUCUUAAAGGUAUCCAUUACAUGCACACCCUGGGAAUCAUCCACUGCGACUUGAAGCCCGGCAACGUUCUUCUCUUCCCCGGAAAGUUCCACGGCUUGAAGCGCCUCAAGCUCUGCGACUUCGGGCUGGCCAAGUUUUUCGACGAGAAGAAUGUUUACGGCGAUUCGCAUCGCGGGACAUUACGGUACACGCCGCCGGAGUGUGUAGCCGGGAAAUCGUACACGGCGGCGAAGGAUAUCUGGGCACUAGGCUGCAUCUUCGUGGAGAUGGUCACCGGGAAACCCAUGUGGCAAUUUGGGAACAAAAAAGAGUUAGCCAUGAAAAUAGCGUCUACAAAUCCAGAAAUACCAGAGGAUCUCUCCCCAGGGGCCAAGAGUUUCUUGAAAAUGUGUUUAGCGAGAGACCCGUGGCGAAGAUGGACUGCGGAGAUGUUGCUGGGUCACCGAUUUUUUGAGAGAUUGGGUGUUCCUAAAAGCAAGGAAGAUGAAGGGUUUGUGAACCCUUUGGGGCCUUGGCGGUGGAGUUCCGGUAGAGAUCUGUUCACAGUGCCAUCGUUUACUUAUAUUGUGGAAAAUGUUGUGUCCCCGGAGGAGGAGGAGAAUGAGAAAGAGAAAGAAGUUGACGGAAGCGGGAGUGUAAUGUUUUCAAGAUCAUCUUCAUUAGUUGGUCUCGGUGUGGCUUUCGAGAAAGCAUGGCUAACAUGGAAGAAAGAAGGAGAAGAGAACAAACUUUUGGAUUGA
Molecule: messenger RNA, 1071 nt
Organism: Ipomoea triloba (trilobed morning glory)
Lineage: Eukaryota; Viridiplantae; Streptophyta; Magnoliopsida; Solanales; Convolvulaceae
Product: mitogen-activated protein kinase kinase kinase 17-like
Exons: 2
Coding region: 1-1071 (356 amino acids)
Biological process (GO): protein phosphorylation
Molecular function (GO): protein kinase activity; ATP binding
Source: RefSeq, a predicted model, not a curated record